AUGGGCAUGCUAUCUCCGCAAGUUCGCCGUAGCCGAAGGCAAGAGGCAUUAACGCACCAGGCAGAAACGCGGGGAAAGCAAAGUUUUGGCACAAGUGAAUCUCUGGAACGUCUUUUUAGCUUAAAUACAACUACACAACGCAAUAUUCUGUCGAGGUCGCCUCCAUAUUCUAUACUGCAACUUAUUGUCCCGCCUAGUCUGUGCAUCGCUUUAAUGGAGACAGAUCAUAAAAGUAAUAGUAUCCAAUCAGGCCCCUCUUCGACUUUCACAGCGGACAAAUCUGUCACAGAUCUCAAUGUCUCUCUGAAAGAGUUUUUAUCUUCUCAACCGCAGUUCGAUUCUGUCUCUGUCGGCGCUUUGGUAUUCGACGGAAGUGGUGCAGCAAAGCGGAUAUUGCUGGUGCAACGAUCAGAACACGAUUCUAACCCAUCCUACUGGGAGAUACCCGGUGGUAGCUGUGACGAUGCAGAUCAUACGUUGUUACAUUCGCUAUCACGCGAGCUGUGGGAGGAAACCGGGUUGCAUCUGCGACAUAUCAGUCAACUGGUUGGAACGGGACGAGACUCGUCGUUGGGGAGAUCCGUGGUUGACACGGGUGCGUUCUUUCUGUCAAGAAGUGGUCUACGGAUGGUGAAGUAUUCAUUCGUUGUCGAUGUACAGGAGCCCAUACGCAUCAGGUUGGAUCCUAACGAGCACCAGACGUAUCUCUGGGCUAGCAGAGAGGAGUGCGUUGAAGCCAGAGUUGCGGGCAGUUCCAUUAAGUUUAUUAAUCAUCAACAAGAGACGAUUUUAGAGGCAUUCAAGCUUGUGUGUAAUUAG
Molecule: messenger RNA, 819 nt
Organism: Pochonia chlamydosporia 170
Lineage: Eukaryota; Fungi; Ascomycota; Sordariomycetes; Hypocreales; Clavicipitaceae
Product: NUDIX domain-containing protein
Exons: 1
Coding region: 1-819 (272 amino acids)
Source: RefSeq, a predicted model, not a curated record